Messenger RNA from Drosophila biarmipes, 1780 nucleotides. Its product is annotated as putative phosphatidate phosphatase. The record is from RefSeq and is a predicted model, not a curated record. Bases 803 to 1720 code for a protein of 305 amino acids. NCBI's taxonomy places the organism in Eukaryota, Metazoa, Arthropoda, Insecta, Diptera, Drosophilidae. The transcript has a single exon. Gene Ontology annotation, molecular function: phosphatidate phosphatase activity. Gene Ontology annotation, biological process: phospholipid metabolic process; signal transduction; phospholipid dephosphorylation.
AGCUAGCAAAAACAUUUCUGGAAUCCAAAGUCCGGGCUUACCUGCAAAGAGAACAAUAACAGAAGGGCUUUGGUUAGAAUGGAUUCGGCACAUUCCAAUGGUGUUACAAUAGAAUUAUUCUAGGAGAUAAUAGGAUUUCAUUCUCUUAUAGGUUGCAGAUAUUUACAGUUAGCACUGCUUUUGUCCAAAAAGACACAAGUUUCUGGCGUGCAAAAACACCUGCCAGACUAAGUCGAAAAGGGAGAUAGCUUCCAUAUUUAGAAGUUACACUAAACGAAAAUGUGUAAUUUUUGCUAAGAAAGGAAUUUAAAAUACGUUAAUUUGAAAAAAAAUUACACUAUCAAGACACAGAUGACUUGCAUACAAAUAAAAUAGAGAAUUGAAAUAAAUCCGAUCGUUUAUGAAACGAAUUUAAUUUAAAUUUGUUUAUGCCAUGUAAAUAUUAAUCAGUUAAAUAACUUUAACAUUGAGAACACUUUUGAAAUAAAUUCAAUGUGAAAACCAAAAACAAGAAAUUUACUGAUAUUGAUUUUUUUUUAUCUUGAAAAUGGGAAAUUCGAUUUAAUAUGUCGCAAGUGUUCGUUUGAUUGUAGAAUAAGUUAGUAGAACCUUAGCAUAUUUGAGCAAUCGGUAAGCAAGUGAGACCCACGGCCUGAUCAGAGGGAAAAGCAAAACAAAGGUUUGUGAAACAAGUUUGUAUAGCAGUAACCUCCAACACGGCUGGACUGAUGGAAAUGCAAAUGAACUCGAACCAGGUCGAAAGAAUCCGACAGCCUCGGUCCACCCAUUCUUCAGUGUGAAAAUGUGCGGCAAUCCGAACACGCGCUUGCUCUCUCGGCUCGUCAUCGAUUUCCUGAUUCUUCUGGGGAUCUAUGGAGUCGCCCUGGUGGUGCUGCCCCAGCAGCUGGCCACGGCCCAGCGGGGAUUCCACUGCAGCGAUGCCAGCCUCAAAUAUCCCUACCGCCAGCCCUGGCUGACCAAGGUCCACCUGACGAUCGCAGUGGUGGCCUUGCCGGCGGCCUUUGUGCUCGUGGUGGAGAUGCUCCGGGCCGCCGUGGUGCCCACUUCCACGGAGCUGAAGCAGCGCUUCGUCUUCGUGGGCGCCCGCAUACCCAGCUUCAUCAGCGAGUGCUACAAGGCCGUCGGCGUGUACCUCUUUGGCCUGGGUCUGACCCUGCUGGCUAUCCGGUUGACCAAACACUCGACGGGGCGGCUGAGGCCCUACUUCUUCGACGUCUGCCAGCCCACGUGGGGUGAGGAGGGUGUGGAGGGCUGCUCCGGCCUGUCCGCGGAGAACUCCACCCACUUCCUCGAAGACUUUACCUGCACGGAGUUCGCCGCCUCUCAGGACCUGCUCGCUCUGGUGCGCCUCUCCUUCCCCAGCGGAUUUGUGGCCACAACCUGCUACGCCAUGGGUUUCCUGAUCUUCUACGCGCAGGCCAGGCUCUUCGCCCCCUGGCUGCGAUUGGUUCGAGCCAGCCUGCAACUGGCGUGUGGCUCGGUGGCCUUGGUGUUUUCCUGGGAGCGCAUCUCCACCUACCAGAACCACUUGACGGAUGUGGCGGCGGGCGCUGCUCUUGGUAGCCUUUUGGCCCUCUUCGCCACCGUGUUUGUGGCCCACAUGUUCGAGGAGGUGCGGGUGAAGCGCCGUCAGUGGCCAAGAAACGAGCAGAUCUACGGCUAUGCGGGGUACUACAACAGAGCCACUUUCGGCUAUUAAUAUAGGAUGGGUUUACUAGACUUAGCUAAGGUAAUAAAGGCUUUUAAUUUAUGAACAGAA